AGCAGGACUGGAGCAGUGGCAGCACACAUCAUCAACUAUCUGCAGAGACAAACCUGGGGAAGUUAAGAUGGAAAGCCAGCCAGAGGAGUUAAGAAUUGUGCUUGUUGGUGACAGUGGAUCUGGAAAGAGUGCAACAGGAAACACCAUAUUAGGGAAAAGGGCAUUCACGAUCCAGCGAUCCUGGGAAUCUGAGACCUUAACCUGCCAAGAGGAAAGAGGAGAGUUUGAAGGUACACCAGUGUCCGUGGUGGAUACUCCAGGGAGCACAAGGCCCAAUUCCACUGAGAUUUCUAAAUGCAUCUCUUAUAGUGCACCUGGUCCACAUGCAUUCCUACUUGUGAUGCCACUGGAAAUAUUUACUGAAGUAGAGCGUCAAGUGCAAAAUCUUCAACGGAUGUUUGGGGAAGAGGCAUCACGUUACACCAUCGUCCUCUUCACCCGUGCAGAUGAACUGCCAGAUGGAGUCGCUGCAGAGGAGUUCAUUCGUCAAAAUCCAUUUCCCUAUGGUGUUGGAUACCACAUGUUCAACAACAGAGACGAGGAUCCCUCUCAGGUCAGAGAGCUGCUGGAGAAGAUCAAGAGAAUGGUGCAGAGGAAUGGAGGAAGCUACUGCAUCAAGGCCAAAGGCUGGAAACAGAAGUAUCUCCGUCCGUUUGCUACAGCAGUUGGUAUUGGAGGUGGGAUUGGAGCUGCUAGUGGAGGUACAGAAGGAGGAGCUAUAGUGGCUUUUAUCGGAUCUGUUGUUGGGGCUGUUGCUGCUCUUACUGGAGGUACAAAAGAUCUUGCUGCAGCUGUAGUUGUAGCUGUAGUUGCAGCUUUAGCUGUACCUGUUGUUGGUUUUGGAGGUGUUGCUGCUCUUUCAGCUGGUCUUGAGCUGCAGCUAGACAUGGACCUGUAA
Messenger RNA from Engraulis encrasicolus (European anchovy), 898 nucleotides. Its product is annotated as GTPase IMAP family member 9-like. The transcript has 2 exons. Gene Ontology annotation, molecular function: GTP binding. Lineage: Eukaryota; Metazoa; Chordata; Actinopteri; Clupeiformes; Engraulidae. The coding region runs from base 68 to 898 and encodes 276 amino acids. The record is from RefSeq and is a predicted model, not a curated record.